GGCUGCCUGGGGAUGAUGCUGAUAACAGCAGCAGUCGCUGCUCGUGACAGAGGGUCUAUGUCCGGUAACAAAGAGGCCUGUUAACGCCAAAUAAACGUAAACCGUAUGCCAAAACAAACUGUUAAAAUGUCUGUGUAAUGAGGCAAAAUUAUUUGGAUGAAUGGCAUUCAUCCUUUCUAAAACGGUCUUUAUGAAAUGCUCAACGUCUGCUUAUGCAUAGACGCAAUAACGCGCAUUCAAACGCAAACUGACGCGCGACUCUUGAGUUAACGGGUUAAUAUUCGUAGGGAGUCAAGCCUGAAGACACGAAGCUUGACAACACUAUUCAGACAAGCAUGAAGGUCGGUGGGAGACAUGGAGGGUGGUGACCAGAUUUAAAGUAUUAAACAGUGACUUGGGGAUAGACAACAGCAGGUGUCUAAUUCUCAGAAUUGAGGGUAAGAACCCAGAUUUAUCAGUCACCCAAGCCAUUCAGUGACGAAUGUGGCCGAGAUCUGUGAUUGGACACCAUGAAAGGGGGAAAUUCAAGGUGUGCUUUUUCCCUGGGGUUUCUGGUGGGCACCUGUUCCUUGUACGUCUUCUUGAGGCAGGUGUGGUUUGAAGAGAGCUUCCUUGGACCGCGUGAUGGCAAGAACCUCACUCCACUGGGGCCAGAGCCGAACAACCAGAGUCUUACCCAGAGAGUGGAGGGAUCUGCCAUUAUUAACCUCAAGCUGCCUCACCAUUCAGGAGAGGAUGGUAAUGUCGCAGAUGAGCUAUUUAGGAAAGUACGUAUCUUGUGCUGGGUCAUGACUGGGCCCAGUAAUCUACAGUCCAAGGCUCAGCACGUGAAAGCUACAUGGAGCCGUCAUUGUAACAUAGUGCUGUUCAUGAGCUCUGAAGAAAACCAAAACUUUCCAACGGUGGGCCUCGGCACAGGAGAAGGCCGUGACCAGCUUUACUGGAAAACCAUUCGAGCGUUCCACUACGCUUUGAAGAACCACGGUGAUGAGGCAGACUGGUUCCUCAAAGCAGACGAUGACACUUUCGUUGUUGUGGACAACUUGCGCUGGAUCUUGUCGAACUACACGGCAGAUCAGCCCAUUUACUUCGGUAAGAGGUUCAAACCGUAUGCCAAGCAGGGCUAUAUGAGUGGCGGAGCAGGUUACGUGCUUAGUAAAGAGGCCCUGAGAAGAUUCGUGGAGGGGUUUAACACUAAAGCGUGCACUCAUACCACUUCAGUUGAGGAUCUUGCAAUGGGUCAGUGUUUAGAGAAAAUGGGUGUUGUGGCAGGUGACUCCAGAGACACGCUGCACCGGGAGACCUUUCAUCCCUUCAUACCUGAACAUCAUCUUACUGGAAAGUUCGCCAAGACUUUCUGGUACUGGAACUACUGCUUCUAUCCUAUUGUAGAGGGUCCACAGUGUUGCUCUGAUCUUGCGGUGUCCUUUCAUUACGUAGACCCUUUGCUUAUGUACACUCUUGAGUACUACACAUACCAUUUGAGACCCUUUGGUUACCAGCAUCGCUAUCGGCCACCGUUGCCAGCUGUUCGAGCCCUGCCUUCCCAAACUGUGAAGCCCACCAAAGAGACACAGAACACCGAAGAGCGUUUUAACAAAAUGUUAACCUCAGCAAACAGAGUGAAGCCCAGAACUGAAACAGGAAAGAUUUUUGAAAUGGAGAAACAAACAAAUGCAACCCAGGAAAAAAAGACAAUGGACAGUAGUUUAGCAUCAACACAUUAAAACAAACAUCAAAGCUUGAAUAUAAUAAUGUUCUUUAUGAAGCAAAGUGUUAAUCUGGUUGUAUACAAAUGAUGUAUGAUACGACAUUAAAUAUGGCAUUGACUUGUGUAGCAGUUUUGGAUCUUUAUACUGUGCAUGGUACAGAUGGGGUGUAAUGGUGCGUUAUGUAGUGGUUACACAUCUGGGCUAUUAACUUAAAGAUUGUAAGUUCACUUAAAAGUCCAGGCUGCUCAAAAGUGUUUUUAAUAACUACUGUAACUCUUCACUCUCAGAUAAAGUGUUUGACUACU
This is a messenger RNA of Misgurnus anguillicaudatus (oriental weatherfish), 2017 nucleotides long. RefSeq names its product core 1 synthase, glycoprotein-N-acetylgalactosamine 3-beta-galactosyltransferase 1, like a (gene c1galt1la). NCBI's taxonomy places the organism in Eukaryota, Metazoa, Chordata, Actinopteri, Cypriniformes, Cobitidae. Gene Ontology annotation, cellular component: membrane. The record is from RefSeq and is a predicted model, not a curated record. Gene Ontology annotation, molecular function: N-acetylgalactosaminide beta-1,3-galactosyltransferase activity.